This is a messenger RNA of Eimeria acervulina, 5076 nucleotides long. RefSeq lists its product as hypothetical. The transcript is spliced from 6 exons. The coding region runs from base 1 to 5076 and encodes 1691 amino acids. NCBI's taxonomy places the organism in Eukaryota, Apicomplexa, Conoidasida, Eucoccidiorida, Eimeriidae. The record is from RefSeq and is a predicted model, not a curated record.
AUGGAAACCUCAGAACAAACUUCUCCUCCUCGACCUCCUCCGGGAGAGUCGGAGGAGCCUCUGACUCUUGAGGUGAGAGGCUUCUUGGAAGUGUUUGGCGUACGGAGCCGACAGGGCUCUGAUGUAGCUCCUCGCCGCAGUUUAUCUCGAGGCAGUUCCAUAGGUAAGGCAGUUGGGGCCCCAAAGGCGGCUUCUGAGGGCUCCACAGCUGCAAAGGCAGCAGCAGUGCGGAAAGCAGUGGGAGCCCCUGGGGAGGCUGUGGGGCCCCAGCAAGAGCAGCAGGGUGCCCCUGGGGCUCCCGCUGUGCAGGCGAAGGCUCGCAUGGUAAAGAAAGCAGCACCAGUAGCAGCCCCCAAGGCAGCUAAGGCAGAAGCCAGCUCCACGGCUGUACGCCUGAGCAGUGCAGAUGCACGCAAUAAAGAAGGAGAAACAGAAACAAAAGAUAAACCUAAGGGCCUCCCCCACCGCCUCUUAUCCAAGGCAGCUGCCGCUCCUAAAGCUAAAGAGGGUGCAGCUGAAACAGCAGCAGCAGCAGCAGAUAAAACCCGUCCUGCAGCAACAGAAGCAGCAACAGCAGCUAAAGCCCCUCCUGCUGCAGCAAAAGCUGCAACAGAAGCAGCAACAGCAGCAGAUGCACCAAAGGAGGCUCCUGCCGCUAAAGCUGCUGCAGGGCUGCCUCCAGUUAAGAAGGUCUUAACAAAGAAAGCAGCACCACAGGCAAAAGCUGCAGAAGCUGCGGAGGCCCCUCAGACUGCAACGCCACAAGUCCCUUCAAAGAAAACAAUUGUUAAGAAGGCAGCACCGGCUACUAUGAUACGAAGAGGCAGCUCUGGAACUGCAGCAGGUGCAGCAGAUGCAGCAGCAGCAACAGCAAAAGCACCUUCUGCAGCAGAAGCAGCAGCAGCACCAAAGGCAACAAGUGAAGCAGCAAAAACUACAGCAGCAACACCUGGAGUAGAAAGUAAACCAGCAGCAAAAGAAGAAAAACCUGCAGCAGACGCAGCUGAGAAGCGACCUAAGGCAAAAGCAGCACCUCCAGCAGCAGCAGCAAAAACUGAAGACAAGAAGCCUACAGCAAAAGAGGCAGAUAAGAAGCCGGCAACAGAAGCAGCAGACGCUGCCGAUAAGAAACCUAGCACAGAAGCAAAAGGAGAGAAACCUGCAGCAGCAGCAGGAGAUAAACCUGCAGCAGCAGCGGCAGAAGAGAAGCCUGCAACAGAAGCGAAGGCAGCAGAAAAAGAUUCUGCAGCAGAUGCAGCAGCAAAGGAACCUGCAGCAGAAGCAGCAGAAGUGAAGCCUGCAGCAGAAGCACAAAAGGAGAAAGGUGCAGCAGCAUCAACAGAAGCAGCAGGAGCAGCAGCUGCUGCUGCAAAGGUAGAAAAGGAGAAGAAAGAAGACAAAGACAAACCAACAGAAACCAAAGAGACUAGCCUUAAGCAUUCAGAAGUUGCAGAUGCAGAAGCCGCUACAAAAGAAGCAGCAGAAGGGGCCCCCCAGAAGCUGACGUCUUUAGAGCUCGCAAUGAAGGCAGCAGAAGCACAAAUUAGACAAGAAGCAGCAGCAGGGGCCCCUACUGGGGCUGCUGCAGCAGCAAAGAAAGCUGUUGCGAAGAAAGCUGUGGGGCUUGCAGGUAAAGCAGCAGCAGCUGCUGCAACAGCUAAGACAGCAGCAACAGCAGCAAAAGCACAAACACCAGCAGCAGCAAAGAAGGCUGAGGAAAAGAAAGAGAUGAACGGAGGAGCUGCAGCAACAACGGCAAAGACACCGCAAGAAGGGGGACAGAAGAAAGCAGCAGAAGCAUCAGCAGCAGCAACAUCAACAUCUGACGCUCUUAAGAAGGCAGCAGCAACUCAGGUAAAGGUUCCUUUGAAGAAGGCAGCCCCAACUCCACCUGCAGCAAAGGCAGCAACCGCAGCAGCAGCAGCGGCGAAGACGGCAACAGCAGCAGGAACAGGAGCAGCCAAAGCAGCAGAGGCAGCACAAGCGAAAACACCUUCAGCAGGAGCAGCAAAAGCAACGCCAGCUUCAGAAGCAAAUGGAGUAGCAGUAAAAACAGCAGCAGAAGGUUCUGAAGCAGCAAAAGAGACAGCAGCACCCAAGCAGACGUUAGUCGUAAAAGCUGCCCCCAAAGCAGCGGCAAAGGUAGCAGCAAAAGCAGCAGCGACACCAGCAGCAAAGGCAGCUGCAUCAAAGACAGCAGCAGCAAAGACAGCAGCAGCAAAGACAGCAGCAACAGAGAAGGCAGAGGCUGAAGACCGCACGAAGGUAAAGGAGGCCCCCAAGGCAGGUGCUGCAGCAGAUAAGCCGUCGGUGCAGCAGCAGACAGCAGCAAAAGAAGACAAAGCAGCAGCAAAAGAAGACAAAGGAGCAGCAAAAGAAGACAAAGGAGCAGCAAAAGGAGAACGUGGGCCCUCAGAACAGAAAGACAAAGAGGGAGCAGCUGCAGCAGCAGGAGAACGGAAGCAAGCAGCAGCAGCAGCAAAGACAACAGCAGCAAAGACAGCAGCAUCAAAGACAGCAGCCACAAAGACGCCCACAAAAGCAGCAGUGAAGGCAGCAUCUAAAAGCGCAGCAGCAGCAAAACCAGCAGCAGCAGCAGCAGCAGCAGCAAAUGGCGACGAGGUCCCCUCAAGCCCUCCACCUUCGCAGCCAACGAAAACCAAAGCUGCUUCGUCUUCUGUCUCCUCAAAGGGUGCUGCUGCUGCUGCAGCAAAGGGCCUCGAAGGUGAAGCUCAUGCUGCUGAUGGCGAGCGCAAGGGGUCUCCCUCACCUGCUGCAGAAGGGGGCCCCUUGAAGGCAGCAAAAGCUGCAGCAGCAGAAGUAGAAAACGGAGCAGCAGCAAGCUUAGGAAGCAAGAAGGAAGCGAACGAUAAUAUUUCUUCUGUCUCCUCUGAAGGCCUUUCAGCUGAGGCAGAAGAGCAGCAAAACAGCAGCACCACUAGACAGCGCCCUGCUGCUGUUCCCCGUCUAACUCACCUUCCUUCAAAAGAUAAGGACGGGAAGCUGCUGCUGCUGCUGCCUAAAGCUGAAGGCCCUGAGGGCCCCUCCAGCAGCGGCGCAGCAGAUGAAGAGACAGAAGGAGGACAGCAAAAUAAAAAGAGUAAAGGUGCUGCUGCAAAGACUAAGGUGGAAGACAAAGCAAAGAAGACAGCAGCUGGGGGGGCGCCUUUAAAAGAGAAGAAGAAACUGCAGCAGAAAAAAGAAGCAGCAGAUACGGGAGCAAAGGGGACAGAGAAAAAAGCAAAAACAGCACUUAAAGAUAAAACAACAAAAAAAUCAGCAGCCCUCAGCAGCAAAAGCCAAACAUCCACUAGCGGAGAGGGGAGGCUCUUGGGUUCUCUCUUUUCUCUGAAGAACGCCGACAGCAAAAGGGGGCUGGAGGCAAUCUUAGGAGCAGCAUCACCAGAUGCAGCAGCAGCAGCAGGAGAUGCAGCAAAAGCAGCAGCACCAGCAGCAGCAACCAGCAAACAGAACUCUGCAGAAAGUGUGCAGCAGUUGAAGGAAUCGAAGGAACAGCCCGAGGGCGCUGCAGCUGCAGAUGCAGCACCACCUGCAGCAGCAGCAGCAGCAGCAGCAGCAGCAGGCAAAGAGAAACAGCAGUCUGAGCUUCAGCUGAAGACUGCUGCAUCAAUGGGGGAGGGCCGCUCUCUUUCUCGCCAGACGUCUGCAACAAAAGCUGUGGGGUCAAAGAAGGGAGAGAAGGCAGCAGAAAAAGAAACUGCUGCUGCUCCUGCAGCAGCAGCAGCAGCAGCAGCAGCAGCACCUACUAUUCCUUUGGCAGAGCGCUUUGCUGCCCUGCAGCAGCGGCCAGUCAAAGAAGAAGAAGCAAAGAAAAUUAAAGAGCCCUCCAGGGAGCCCUCAAGGGCUUCCUCUGGGAUCCGAUCCCCACCUGCUACUACAAAGAAACAACUUUCCACAGAGUUGCUGAAGCAGCUUUCAUCUGCUUCCGUUGGGCUGCCGUCCUCUGCAGCGCCGCAGGAGGCCCCUGGGGGCCCCUCAGGGGCCCCGGUUGCCCCUGACGGUUCGUUGCUGCUGCAGACAAAAAGCAUAUCACCUUCUUUACUAGAAGAAAGACUUGCAGACCCUAAAGUUAAGCAGAGAUACAUGCAGCAUGCGGCCUUCAUGCUGCAGCGGGGCGUGGCGUGGGGCGUUCCUGAGCGAGCUUCUGCUGCAGGUACACCUGAAGGAGCAGCAGCAGCAGCACAGCGAAGGCGUGUAUGCUGCGGCAGCAGCGAUUUGAACGCGCUGGGGCUCUUCGCAAGAUGCUACGGCUUCUCUUGCUGCACUCCUCCUUCUCCUCAGGAUUCCCUCAGUAACGAGCUGCUUACUCACUCCGCCACACAGCAAAUGCCCAGCAGCGAAGCAGCGGCUGCUGAGGGUAUAGAGCCCCUACCUAGCGGCCCGGCAGCUGUUGCUGCUGGAGAUUCAGCAGAUGAGCAUGCAGCAGCAGCAGCAGCAGCAGCAGGAGAAGCAGCAGCAGAAGGGUACUGGGAUGAGUACGGCAAUUGGAUCCCCACAGGAUCGUUUGCAGGUGGGUCCUUUGCAGCAGGAGAGGGCGGCCCAGCAGGAGGAGAUGCAGCAGCAGCAGCAGAUGCAGCAGCAGCAGGGGAUGCAGCAGCAGGGUACUGGGAUGAACAAGGAAACUGGGUCCCUACACCAACAGCAGCAGCAGCAGCAGGAUAUUAUGAUGAACAAGGCAACUGGAUAUACACCGGAGACUACUACAACCAGCAGGGCAGUUGGGCGCCGCAGCAAAGUGAAUACGAACAGCAGCAGCAACUGCAGCAGCAGCAGCCGCAGCAGCAGUGGGGAGAUGGCUACGGAGGCUAUUACGACCAGGGGGGGGCCGAGCAGCUGACACCAGAGCAGCAGCAGCAGCAGCUGGAACAGCAGCAGCAACAAUACGCAGCAAACGGGUACUGGGAUGAACAAGGCAACUGGCAGCAGCUAACGGAGCAGCAGCAGCAGCAGCUGCAGCCUCUGCAGAGUGGCUUCCAGGGCAACGGGUACUUCGAUGAGGCUGGGCAGUGGACUGCGUACGAUCAGCAGCAGCAGCUGCUGCAGCAGCAGCAGUAG